This is a messenger RNA of Neopelma chrysocephalum (saffron-crested tyrant-manakin), 1151 nucleotides long. It is a transcript of the gene TPT1, whose product is annotated as tumor protein, translationally-controlled 1. Lineage: Eukaryota; Metazoa; Chordata; Aves; Passeriformes; Pipridae. The transcript has 6 exons. Gene Ontology annotation, cellular component: cytoplasm. The record is from RefSeq and is a predicted model, not a curated record. Gene Ontology annotation, molecular function: calcium ion binding. The coding region runs from base 146 to 664 and encodes 172 amino acids.
AGUGCGCGUGCGCGGUGACGCGCGGGGCCGUGCCCGCUAUAUGAGCCCCGGCAGGCGCUGACUCGGCCUUUUCCGCCCCGCUCCCGCCCCGCGCCCGGGUCGCUGCGCUGAGACCCCGCGCCCCCGCCGCCCCCCCGCCGCCGCCAUGAUCAUCUACCGGGACUGCAUCAGCCAGGACGAGAUGUUCUCGGACAUCUACAAGAUCCGGGAGGUGGCGGACGGCCUGUGCCUGGAAGUGGAGGGGAAGAUGGUCACCAGGACAGAGGGUCAAAUUGAUGACUCUCUAAUUGGUGGCAAUGCCUCUGCUGAAGGUCCAGAGGGAGAUGGAACAGAAGCCACGGUCAUAACUGGUGUUGAUAUAGUAAUUAACCACCACCUUCAGGAGACCAGCUUCACAAAAGAAUCCUACAAGAAGUACAUCAAGGAUUACAUGAAAGCAAUCAAAGCCAGACUUGAGGAACACAAGCCAGAGAGAGUAAAGCCUUUCAUGACAGGGGCUGCAGAACAAAUCAAACACAUCCUUGCCAACUUCAAAAACUACCAGUUCUUUGUAGGAGAGAACAUGAAUCCAGAUGGUAUGGUGGCUCUCCUGGACUUCCGUGAGGAUGGUGUAACCCCAUAUAUGAUUUUCUUUAAGGACGGCUUAGAAAUCGAGAAGUGUUAACAAAUCAAACAGUAUGGUUUUGGAUCACUUGUCUUCAUAGCUGGCUGCUGUUUCUUCUUCAUCGGCACACCACCAGGAAUCGGCAAUGUCUAACAACUGGACUGAUGUCAUCUUGAGCUUUAUUCACUUAUUUUGACCCUGAUUUGGAGUGGAGGCAUUGUUUUGAAAAACAAAAAAAACAUCUAUCAUGUAGGUUGUCUAAAAUAAAACUCAUUUAAACCCAUUCUAGGUAAUGUCUUUUGGUCUGAUGUGUUUCUUAAGGUGACUCACAGGAGAGAGUGCGCCAGGGAUUUGGUACUUUCAGUAGCAUAGCCUGGUGCUAGUGUGCUACAGCUGGACUGUUUCCAGACAGAUUUCACAGUUUGCCUGUGGCUCUGGAGUGCAAGAGAAGGCUGAGGUCAAUAAGGCAAAGUCCAAGAAAUGUCAUAAUGGAAUGAACCACCUUCAUCUUUCAUGAUUGCACAGACUUAUCUCUGGAAAAAAAAAA